GUUGUACUGUAUAUAGAGAGAAGAGGUCCGGGAAGAAAGGGAGGGAAAUUUUGUUGGAUUUGGUAGAUCUAUGUGCAUUGGAAACCUGGCAUGUAGGUGUAGAUUGUGGCGACACUAACAGCAGCAACAGCACAAUGGAUCCUGUCAAUGGGGGGAACACUCUCGCCAACAACCCUAAUAUUGCUUCCAAGCAGCGUUUACGCUGGACGCAUGAGCUACAUGAACGCUUUGUUGAUGCUGUGGCGCAACUUGGUGGCCCAGAUCGUGCCACACCUAAAGGUGUUCUCAGAGUUAUGGGUGUGCAAGGCUUAACAAUAUACCAUGUCAAAAGCCACUUACAGAAAUAUCGGCUAGCAAAAUACCUACCCGACUCAUCACCAGAUGGGAAAAAGGUCGACAAGAAAGAAACAGGGGAUAUGCUUUCCAAUGUAGAUGGUUCACCUGGUAUGCAGAUUACUGAAGCAUUAAAACUUCAAAUGGAGGUGCAGAAGCGACUGCAUGAGCAAUUGGAGGUGCAGAGACAGCUACAAUUACGGAUAGAAGCCCAGGGUAAAUACUUGAAGAAGAUUAUUGAAGAGCAACAACGACUCAGUGGGGUUCUUUCAGAAGCACCUGACUCUAGCAUUGCAGUUCCAGUUCCCCAAGAUACUUGCCAAGAACCCGUUAAUGAGACUGACCCAGCAACACCUGCCCCAACCUCUGAGUGCCCCCUUCUGGAAAAAGUUUCCAAUGAGCGUGUCCCAGCUAAGAGUCUUUCAAUUGACGAAUCUUUUUCCUCCCAUCAUGAACCAUUGACACCAGAUUCUUGUUGCCACGUGGGUUCCCCUAUUGACAGCCCUAAAGGGGAGAGAUCUACAAAAAAGCAACGGGUAAACAUGGAGGGAGCAUAUUCUGAACCAGAAAUGGUACUUCCGCAUCAGAUACUUGAGGCAAGCAUGUCAUCUUAUCAGCAACCAAAUGCAAUUUUCCUUGCCCAAGAGCAAUUUGGCCCUACAUUCGGUUUGUCCGCUAGAAGUGAUAAGGAAAUGGAGCAGGAUGGUAGCAGAAAUCUGUGAUUUAUUGUAACAUGCAGCUUGUGUACUAGGACUGAAUUUUUCAUCCUUUUUUAUUUAUUGGAUGUAUGUACUCUAUUGGAUAGAUUAUGAAACGUGUUCAUGGUAUAUUCCCCCUGGUGCACUAGGACUGAUUUUUUUCAUCCUUUUUUAUUUAUUGGGUUUAUGUACUCUAUUGGAUAGAUUAUGGUUUAACCUGAUCAUGGUAUAUAUUCUCCAGUUUGGUCAAGCAUGCAAUUAAUUAUUAGUAACGGUU
Messenger RNA from Abrus precatorius (Indian licorice), 1308 nucleotides. RefSeq names its product myb family transcription factor PHL7-like. NCBI's taxonomy places the organism in Eukaryota, Viridiplantae, Streptophyta, Magnoliopsida, Fabales, Fabaceae. The record is from RefSeq and is a predicted model, not a curated record. Gene Ontology annotation, molecular function: DNA binding; DNA-binding transcription factor activity. The transcript is spliced from 7 exons. The coding region runs from base 135 to 1055 and encodes 306 amino acids.